Messenger RNA from Candoia aspera, 528 nucleotides. RefSeq names its product zinc finger C2HC-type containing 1B (gene ZC2HC1B). The record is from RefSeq and is a predicted model, not a curated record. The coding region runs from base 1 to 528 and encodes 175 amino acids. The transcript is spliced from 5 exons. Lineage: Eukaryota; Metazoa; Chordata; Lepidosauria; Squamata; Candoiidae.
AUGUCAGAUACUGCAAGACACAAUCCGAUAUGCAAAAAAAUUUUCAACAAGAAGCGCAAGCCAUUCAACUCCUUGAAACAACGACUACAGGGAACCGACAUCCCAACAAUGAGAAAGAAGCCACCCGCAAAGAACGCGCAUGAGAAAAAGUCAAAUUGGAGACAACAGCAUGAAGAUUUUAUUUCGGCAAUCAGAGCAGCCAAACUUGCCACGCAAGCCAUGAAAGAAGGCCGCCCUCUUCCACCACCACCACCUCCGUCCAUUAACCCAGAUUAUAUUCAGUGUCCUUACUGCAUGAGGAGGUUUAACGAAACUGCCGCAGAAAGGCACAUCAACUUCUGCAAAGAACAAGCUGCCAGACGAUCCUUUGCCCCAGGCCAGAAAGGAGGCAAACCAGCUUCCGAAAAACAAGGAGCUCCCAGAAAAGAACCAACUUUAACAAGUGCUGUGGGGACACUACUUCAAAACAGACUGCAAGAAGGGGCAAAUACUGGCCAAUCUGUAACAGGUAAGAAGCAACAUAUCUGA